Solenopsis invicta (red fire ant) is the source of this 1002-nucleotide messenger RNA. RefSeq names its product elongation of very long chain fatty acids protein 5-like. Gene Ontology annotation, biological process: fatty acid elongation, monounsaturated fatty acid; very long-chain fatty acid biosynthetic process; sphingolipid biosynthetic process. Lineage: Eukaryota; Metazoa; Arthropoda; Insecta; Hymenoptera; Formicidae. Gene Ontology annotation, molecular function: fatty acid elongase activity. The transcript is spliced from 3 exons. The coding region runs from base 1 to 1002 and encodes 333 amino acids. The record is from RefSeq and is a predicted model, not a curated record. Gene Ontology annotation, cellular component: endoplasmic reticulum membrane.
AUGCGUAUACUUCGCUGGAGACUUAAAUUAGCGGAAUAUGAUUACGAUGUAGUAUAUAAAGCCGGCAAAACUAAUGUAAAUGCCGUCGCUUUAUCUAGAAAUCCAGUAGAUUACGAUGAAAGAAUCUGUAAUGUAGUUAGACAUAAUAAAAUCUUAAAUCCUAAUGACCCAAAAGACGCAGAAAUUAUAGUCGAUUUAUUAGAAGAAACAGACGAAGAAGACGAAGACUUUGAAUUCAUGGCCCGAAUCGUUUACGCGUACUUCAUAUGCAAACUGAUCGAGCUGCUUGACACAGUUUUCUUCGUUUUACGUAAGAAAGAUCGACAGAUCACGCGCCUGCAUCUUUAUCAUCAUUCUACAAUGUCGGUCUGCGCCUGGAUCGCUGUGGAAUUUUUUGCCGAUGGUCAUCCGACUCUCAUUGGACUCGUCAACGCCUUCGUCCACAUCAUUAUGUACACCUAUUACAUGCUGUCUGCGUUCGGGCCGCAAAUGCAGAAGUAUCUUUGGUGGAAAAAGCAUCUGACCGCCAUACAGAUCGUGCAGUUUGUUAUAAUAUUUUGCCACAAUUUUCAAAUGCUGUUUACUAGCUGCAACUUCCCGAAGUUUAUUUCCUUCUUUUUCACACUCAACUCCAGCGUAUUCAUGUAUAUGUUCGGAUUGUUUUACAUAAAAAUUUAUUUAAAGUCAAAUGUGCGACGGGAAUUAAAGAUUAAUGGUGCUACCAAUGGGGACUGUCCCGAUUGCGCACAUAAACUAUCGGACACAAGAGCAUUUCCCAAUCGGACACGGACCCGAUCGGACACGGAUCCUAUUGCACACGGAACCGAUCGGACACGGACUCGAUCGGACACGGACCUGAUCGGACACGGACCCGUUUGGACACAAACCCGAUCGGACACAGUAAUGAUCGGACACACAUCGUUUCAAUCGGACACGGAACCGAUUGCGCACGGACUCGAUUGCCCACAGACCCUAUCCAAGAUGAUUCAUGUGACGCUUUAG